Messenger RNA from Centrocercus urophasianus (Greater sage-grouse), 5593 nucleotides. RefSeq names its product tumor protein p53 binding protein 1 (gene TP53BP1). Lineage: Eukaryota; Metazoa; Chordata; Aves; Galliformes; Phasianidae. The transcript has 25 exons. The record is from RefSeq and is a predicted model, not a curated record. Gene Ontology annotation, molecular function: histone binding. The coding region runs from base 7 to 5442 and encodes 1811 amino acids. Gene Ontology annotation, cellular component: nucleus. Gene Ontology annotation, biological process: DNA damage checkpoint signaling; positive regulation of transcription by RNA polymerase II.
GGGCCGAUGGAGAGCGCCGCCGAGGAGACGCCGCCCCCCGGCCCGGACAACAGUGCCCGCGGGAAGGCCGCAGGAAGAUGCGAAGGGGAUGAUGAGGACUGUCCUGCCUCGCCGUACGCAGAAGAUACAGGAACAUCGCAGCUGCAGUUUGGAGUUCUGGAGCUCUCGCAGAGCCAGGACCUGGAGAGUGAUGUCACAUCUGAUGAAGAUGUUAGGAAUCAGCUUCACUCUGGAGCUGCUGUCUUUUCUUCUUCCAGAACUGUGAAGAAUGAUAUUAAGGAUGAACUGAAUGUGAAAAGCAGGGGAACUGACACCAGCAUAGAAACACAUUCUGCUUUGGAGGGCCAUCUGAAGGCAUUUAAAGGAACACUGCUGGGUGCAGAAGAACACUCCAGGGAAGCCAUGCCUGUCUCUGAUUCGCCUGAAACUGAGCAAUGCGCUGACCUGGGUCACGAGGAGUCGGAUAUCUUGUCGACUCAGGAAGAGAUGUUUCCUGAGAAUAAUGUGCCAGUUGCUGCAGGGAGUGACUGUCUUGUAACCAGAGUGGAAGAGGGAAGUUCUCUGGCAUGUACCCCUGCCCGCAGUCUGCACCUCCUGCAGCUCUCUGGACAGGGAUCCCUUGUGCAGGAGAGCUGUUCCACUGGCUCUCCAGGUGUAGUUGUUCCUUCUCCUGUUGGCCUAGCAUCCAAUGCUCUCAUCCCUGGCAGUCCUACUGAACAGGACCAAUCAGAAGAUGAACAUGUGGAUGUCUCUACCGCUGCUGAAGGAAGAGAGCUGGCGCAGAAGGGACAGAAGGAAAAGAGACUGAUGCAGGAGGAGCAGAAGAGAGAUGAGCUAGUGGAGAUGGUUAUUCCACCAGGGCCUCCUGUUUUGCCACAGGCUUCAACUCCAGUGUCCCAGACUGCCCCAGCCUUCUUUCCUGAAUCUUUACCUAUACCAUCACAACCAGUGUUCUCUCAUGAUAUUUUUGUUCCAACUCAGAGUCCAGAGAAGAACGUGGGAGAAGAAAAAGCUGCUGUUUCAACCUAUCCAUGUAUACCAGGAGACCUUUCUGGACCCGCAGAUACUUUGUCAAAGAUGCCUGUGGAAGACUCUGUGUCACAGCCUUCCGAGUCCUGCAAUCUGAUGCUUUCUGCAAGUGGAUGCAGCCAGCCCACAAACACACAAAUCAGUUCAGACUCUCUGAAAACUGGCCAUGAUAAUGAAGCUACGCAGAUCCAGGUAACUUCUGAAUGUAGCAUUUCAGACUUGAGACUCUCUUCUGUGGCGAAUGACAGCGGAAAAAUGAGGCUGGAUGCCGGACAUCAAGCCCUCUCUGAGAACUGUGAAAAACCAAAACAGGAGGAUAUACGUGCUGCAGGAAAGCCUGUAAUGCAGUUAGGUAGUACAGAAAUAGCAGGAGAUGAGACGUUAGACCCUACAGCCCAUCAGGCUCAUGGGUGUAUUUCUGGAAGUCAGGCUGCUGCAGAUCAGUCUUGCCCUGAGAUUUCAUCCUGUUGUGACAGAAGAGAAGCUCAGUUAAAGGAUUAUUCACUGAGAGACAGUUCUCAAUAUGAGGCAGUUCCUGAGACUCAGCCUGAAGAACAGGAAGAGAGGAUGCAUAUAGCAGAGAAGCAAAUGAAUGAAGACUACUCUCUUGUUAACACAAUUGUCUCUCAGAGGUUCCUUCUUGAAGGGAAGGCAGAGCACCACGAAGAGAUGGAAGUAGAAUUUGCUGGUGGUUCUUGUGAAAAUAGCAAAAAACUGUCUGAGACUCAAGGACUUGGAAAGAUUAGACUAGAAUGCUGCCAAAAAGAAACAUUAAAAGAUGGUACUUUUGGCACUGGAGAAGCAAAGAAUGUGGAUAAACUGUCCUCUAAAGCUGCUUCAGAAAGCAUGCCAAAGCUGAAUGAAGUGUUAUCUAAGCCUUCUGUAGGGGAGUUAUUAGAACAGCACAAUUUGUUUCCUAAAUUGAAGAUUGACAUUCCAUCUGAGAUGGCAUUGUGUGCCAAAAGCCAUGCACAAAGUUCAGAAUUACAUCAGAUAAUGGAGACUCAACCACAACAGCAAGAGAGGGAAGCUGACAUGCUGAUGACUCAGCAGGAGAAUCAGGUGCCAAAGAAUACAGUGAUUACUGCUAUGACAGUGAAUCUGGAGCAAGAAGAGCAGAUGCAGCCAGAGGAGCAGACAGCUAAGUCCCCCAGUCCUUCCAAUGGAACACCAUUUCAUUUCACUUUGCCAAAGGAGGGUGAUGCCAUUCAACCGCUGACCAGCGUAACACCACCUCUCACUGGCCAACUUAAAAUGGGACCUAGAAGACACAGCACACCAAUUGUGGAUGAUAAUUGUCCAGACAGCACGAUAGCAACUAGUGACGUUACAGCAGAGGGCACAAUGGGGACCAACAGUGUCACUGUGGAAAGUGCAGUGGUGUCAGCAGACGUGUCAGAAGUGUGUGAAAAAGGAGAUUCUUGUGCAGUUCCUGAGGCUGAUGUAAAACUCUCUCUACGAAUGAACCUUGUUACCCCCAUGAAUGAUGGGAGCGACGAGUCCCUACCAUUCAGCUUGGAAAAGCCUGCAGGCAGUGAUAGGAAAACUGGAUCUUCUGCUGCUGCCAGCUCUCAGAAAGCAUCAUCUGUAUUUAGUCGUGUCUGUGAAGUUCGGCGAGAGGAGGAGGCUAGAGACCACAGCCUUUCAGCUUCUCCACUUAGGGGAAAUCCACUCGGCUUUCCUGGCAUGGAAAAGAAUGCUGAAAUACGUGAAAAUCCUGGUGAUCAGCAACACAGAGCAGAUGACAGUGGUGAACAGCUCCUAAUACUUCAGGGCUGCCAUCAACAACCUUCUUGUACAGAACAGAAAGAGUCGGUGGAGGCUGGUAUUGUAAAAAUUCAGAUAGAAGAAGGGGCAAGAGUGCAGCAGAAACCAAGUAAGGUGGUUGCAGUUGAUGAAAGCCAAGGGAUGCAGCCAAGGGAUACCAAUAAUAAAGGAAUUCAAACUACAGCAGACUGUCUGUUUACCCCUGCAACUGUUACAACAGCAACGCAAACAGCAGAAGAAACUUAUAGGCGAGUGGAUGUGGGAACCAGUAUGUGUGGGCAAAGACCUGGGCGACAAGAUGUAAACAUCCAAACUGAGGAGGGUGGACAAAAGCUUGUGAAUACCCCUGCAGAGGACACAGACUCUCUACACAGUCAGGGAGAGGAUGAAUUUAACCUUCAUCCUCCCAGAGGUCAGGUUCAGCGUCGCCAUGUGCGAACUGUUCGAGAGGUGCGCACUGUGGUUACCCGUGUUAUAACAGAUGUUUACUACAUAAAUGGUGCAGAGGUGGAACGGAAGGUAGUUGAGGAAACUGAGGAGCCUGUAGUGGAGUGCCAGGAGUGUGAGACUGACACAUCCUCCUCUAGAACUACAGUUGGCUCAUCGCUGACGUCAGGGGACCUUGGUGAUGUCAGCUCCUUUUCCUCUAAGGCCUCAAGCCUCCACCGCACAUCCAGUGGAGCAAGCAGCAGUCUCUCUGCCACACACAGCAGCAGUUCAGCACGAGGCACUGGAGCUGUCAAAGGGAAAGUGUGUGGUACAGAAAGUGGAGAGUUUGCUUUACCCAUUGGCAGAGGUGUCUUAGGGAAACUAAGCCCUAGGAAAGGAGUUGGUCAACCAGUAUCUCCUCUCAGAGUUAGUCAGGCAGGAGCAGCACUUCUGUGUGAGGAAGAGGAGGACUCUAUGCUUGGUCCUCGCCAGGGUGGCAAAGCACCUGUGACACCUCGUGGGCGAGGAAGAAGAGGCCGCCCACCGUCCCGAACAACUGGAACAAGAGAUUUGGCUGGGAUUCCUGUUUUGGAGGAUCUCUCAACUACAGGAUCACCUGAGGAGAAAUCAUUUGUUCGUACAACUCGCCUACCAGAUGGAGGGGAGAAGUCUGACACAUCUGGCUUCUGUGCCUUACGUCGAAGUGACUCUCCAGAAAUCCCAUUACAGGUGGUGGCUGGUCCUUCAGACUGUGCAGACUCAUCUGCUGGGAGCAGCUUUGUGGGCCUCAGGGUUGUAGCAAAGUGGUCUUCAAAUGGGUACUUCUAUUCUGGGAUGAUUACUCAAGAUGUUGGAGCGGGGAAAUACAAACUUCUCUUUGAUGAUGGAUAUGAAUGCGAUGUACUAGGAAAAGAUAUUUUGCUCUGUGACCCUAUCCCAUUGGAGACUGAAGUAACUGCGCUCUCAGAGGAUGAGUACUUCAGUGCAGGUGUAGUGAAGGGGCACCGGAAGGAGUCUGGAGAGCUAUAUUAUUGCAUUGAAAAGGAAGGCCAGAGGAAGUGGUACAAGCGAAUGGCUGUGAUCCUGUCUUUGGAACAAGGAAAUAAGCUCCGAGAGCAGUUUGGACUAGGUCCUUAUGAACCUGUCACCCCCCUGACUAAGGCAGCUGAUAUCAGUCUUGAUAAUCUUGUGGAGGGGAAGCGGAAGCGACGCAGCAACCUUGUCUCUCCCAGCUCCUCCAGUAGUAGCACAACUCCCACUCGUAAAGGGAUGGAAAGUCCACGUGUGCCACCAGGUGUACUUUCUGGCAAGAGGAAACUUGUUGCUUCUGAGGAAGAGAAAUCCCCAGCUAAACGUGGCCGUAAGUCAGCAACAGUAAAGCCUGGGGCUGUGAAAACAGGAGAGUUUGUGAGUACCUGUGAAGGCAUAGAUCCCCCACUACUGGAGGAUCAUCAUGGACCAUUGCCGCACAAUAAGACUCUCUUUUUGGGCUAUGCCUUUCUUCUCACCAUGGCAACACCCAGUGACAAACUGGCCAAUUGCCUGAAGCCUUCAGAUGGUCCUGCAGGGAGUAGUGAGGAGGAAGAAGAAUUCUUAGAGAUGACUCCAUAUAACAAACAUUAUAUAGCACAGCAGCUGCGAGCAGGAGCGGGCUAUAUCCUGGAAGACUUUAAUGAAACACAGUGUAAUGCAGCAUAUCAGUGUCUUUUAAUUGCGGAUCAGCAUUGUCGAACACGGAAAUACUUGCUGUGCCUUGCUCGAGGGAUCCCUUGCGUGUCUCAUAUCUGGGUUUACGAUAGCUGUCAUGCUAACCAGCUUCAGAAUUACCGGAAUUACCUUUUGCCAGCUGGGUACAGCCUGCAGGAGCAAAAACUGCUAGAAUGGCACCCACGAGAAAACCCAUUCCAUAACCUGAAGGUUCUCCUAGUAUCAGAUCAGCAGCAGAAUUUCCUGGAUCUGUGGUCUGAAAUCCUUAUGACUGGUGGAGCAUCUUCUGUUAAACAGCAUUUUUCAAAUGCUAACAACAAAGAUAUUGCACUGGGUGUUUAUGAUGUGGUGGUGACUGACCUUUCCUGCCCAGCUGUCGUCUUGAAGUGCGCAGAGGCAUUAAGGCUGCCUGUUGUCUCACAAGAGUGGGUGAUCCAGAGCCUUAUUGCUGGAGAGAGAGUAGGCUACAACAAGCAUCCAAAAUACAAACAUGACUAUGUCCCUCAUUAAGCUGAAACUUUGUCCUGCUGCCCCAUCGUUGUGCAGACUGUUUUAAUCAGGUUUUAAAUGUUUGUGGAAUUGGACAGCGUGCAUGGUUUAUUGUAUAUAGUUUUAUCUGCUGAACUUUUAUCAUGAAAUAAAUGUUCAAUCUCUUGUGUUA